Poeciliopsis prolifica (blackstripe livebearer) is the source of this 3378-nucleotide messenger RNA. Its product is annotated as zinc finger protein 638-like. NCBI's taxonomy places the organism in Eukaryota, Metazoa, Chordata, Actinopteri, Cyprinodontiformes, Poeciliidae. The transcript is spliced from 10 exons. Bases 264 to 2996 code for a protein of 910 amino acids. The record is from RefSeq and is a predicted model, not a curated record.
GGUGUUUUCAGCACAGCAAAGCAGUCAGACCGCAGCAUGAACGAUAAAACUGGGCCGCUUUCCUUUGCAAGAAUUUCCUGCUAAACGUCUGUUAGUUUUACCGUGACGUCACUAACCGUCGGCCGUUAGCAAUUACAUUCUUAGCUUGAACCUGCUAGCAUCACUGAAGGAAAUAACUUGAAUUUGUCGAUGCUUAAUGAGCGUGUUUCUCUAAGGAUUUAUCUCAUUUGGAAAAACUUGAAGAUCUGGAGUUUGCUUACAUCAUGUCACAAUCCACCCAGAACCAGAAUGGACCAUCCGCGAAAAAACUUCCCAAGGGAUUUUCUAAUCCUGGACCUGCAUCCAGGUUGACUUGUUCUGGUUCUGGUUCUUCAUCUCUUGCCAACUACCUGGCAGCUCAAACCACAUCUGUAUCGGAUAAUGAUAAGUUGGUAGACCGUGUCAAACAUGCAGAACAUCAUGGUAUGAACCGGAAGACUUGCUUUAGUGAACGAAAUGAUUUUACUUCCACCUCUGCAAGGCCAUCAACAUCCCAUGUAGGUGCUGAUUUAGGUGAUUUCUCCUUGGACUGGCUCCCCAUUUUCAAAUCAAAUACUAACAACAAUCCACCAGCGUUUUCGUCUGGUUCUGAUGGCAGAAUGGAGGUUGUGUCUGGUGAGCAGAAAGACGACAGGCCGUCCAUUCCAGGGUCAGGAGAAAACCCAGUUCCAGGCAGAUUUAUUUUGUCGUCUGAGUUCAGUCAGCUAAAACAUACCGGAGAACCAGUCGCUGCGAUUCUUCAGAGCUUCGGCCUCGAAGACGGAUUGAAAAAAAUCGACCCCCACAUUUUGAAGCAGGUCAAUCCUGCAAAACUGUCCUGCGUCUUGCAUCAGAUUUUUAGCAAGAUGGAAACAAACGGAAAGUCUUCUGAACACCAACCUAAACUAAAAAGUAUCCUGAAGCCAAGCAAAGUGAGGGACUCUAGUUAUGCGGAUGUAGAAAAGAACAACAAUAGUCGGAUUGUAGAUGAGCUACCACCAGAUAAAAGAAGUACAACUGCAUUAGGCUCAGAGAAGACUUCUGUGGCUCCAACAGAUAGUGAUCCACCUGAGCGAGUAAAGGAAAAGGACGCAAUAUCUGCCACACAUAAUGUCAUUUCUAACAGUAAUGCUGAAAACAAACAGAAAACAACAGAAAAGCAGAAACCAGAGCAGCAGAAAAAUGUAAAACAUAAAUCAGAACUGAAGCUGGACGAGCAUCUACAGAACAAGCCAGCGAAAAAGUCUGAGAAAGGUUCUGUCAAAACGCCACUCGGCAAAAACCGUAAAGACCAGAUGUCAAAUUUAAGCAAACUUCCUUCAAUAGUCCGGGAGUGGGUGUUGGAGCAAAUGAAACUGUUGGAGGACAAGCAGCCAACGCUUGCCAUGAUUGAAGACUAUAAUGGCGUCACGCCGAGGUUUUUCCCCCAUCAGUGUUCGCUCUGCGACGUAAUAUGUCAAAAAUUGGGGCGUUGGUUCCUCCACCUGAAUGAAACGAACCACAUUGGGAACCGGAUUCUCCUGCAGCUGAAAUAUCCUGAGUGGGUCGCUAAGAUCCAACCACUUCCCAGAAAAAAAGAAAAGAAGUCGCUCGUAGAUUCUAAGAGUUUGAAACAGCAAAAAGUAAAAGCUGAUGGUCACAAGGAGUCCAACAACCUGCGGCAUCACCAGAGUCAGAGAUCACGAUCUCGCUCCCGCAGUCCGCGGGGGAAAUGCCGCAGGUCCAGCACGGUCAGCUCCUCAGGGGAUAAAGGAGAACAGCAAUCCAGAACCGACCCGUUUGUAGGGGGAAAGGCUGAUCCAGAACCAGAAACUCCUGCCAGGUAUACUCCAGAAUCAGGUGCCGAAGUCCUAAACAUGUUUGGACUGGACAAAGAGGACCUAAAAGAACUAGAGUCCUACCCUGAGGAUCAGCUGACUUGUGAAAAUCUACAUCUGGUUUUACGUGAGAUUUUCCUGCGGAAGAAGAGACGAGCUCUCGAACCUAAAAACGACGAACCUGGAGGCCGAGAUCAAACGCUUCCUGGUCCUCUGAAGCCAGUUAAAGUGAUUGACUACGGACAUUGUGCUAAUUAUAGCACCCUUAGAGACACAAUGGAAACAACCACUGAGGACGAUCCAAAUCCCACUGGAAGGAAAGAGUCACCACUGGAAACAUGUGACAAACCAACAGAGAAAGACACCCAGUCUAUAACAGCUACUCAAUCUACUCUGAAGGUGAUGUCCAAAUCCAAAAAGCCCAGCAGUUCAAAGGUUAAAGGUCAAGAAAAAAGAGUGAAAAUUUCAAAGAAAGCUAAACUGAAGCAUAGCAUUAAAGCAACAUGUGAAACUAGGAAAGCUUUACCCUGUGCCGUUUCAUAUACAAAAGUGUCUCCGAUCAAAUUACCGCCUGUUAAGAGCUUUAUUUCCAACCAUCUGCCAACACUCGCCAUGAUUAAAGACUAUAUAUCAGCCAUGCAGACAAGGUUCCCACACACCUGCUCCAUCUGUAACAAGAGGUGCUUCCACAUGGAGGACUGGCUGUCACACCAGAACUCCAGCUUUCACCUGGAGAGCUGCUCAAUCCUCCGGACACAAUACCCACAUUGGGACGGGGAUGUUCUACCAAUCCUCAGUGCUGAAGCUGAAGGUCCAUUGACAUUACCGUUCCGUUGGCAUGAUGACAGUAACCUCCAUCAGUAUCACAGUUCAGAGGGUCAAAAGAGCAGCUCCCGGUCCUGGUCCCGGUCUCGCUCCCGGUCCUGGUCUCGCUCCCGGUCCCGGUCUCGCUCUCGGACCAGAUCGCCUUAUGACCGCAGAUACAGCCGCAGGUCUCCGUCUCAUUCUUGGUCUCCACGUCUCAAAAAGCCGUCCUCCCUUCCCUGUCGCUCACAUUCAGGGAGUCAUGAGAGACGGUCGUCCUCCGGGAGGAAAGAUGGGAAACGGUCUUCAUCACCCAGACGGAGCAACGAGAAACAGAAUCCGGAUCACAAGAGCUGAUGGUCCACAGAGUCCCUGUGAGAAAUCACAGGGCAGGAAUCUACAACAACAAUCAGCUUUUUUAAAAGCGGCGCUUGACAGGAUUUGUUCGACAUGCUCGUCUUCACCAGUGACGCCAAGCUGGAGCAUCCAAACACGAAGCUCCAUAUUAAAGGGAAGAAGAAGAGUGCUGGCAAAUCUGUGGUCAGUGUUGAGGGGAAGGAUUGAUGCAGUUAUUUUUGUGUUUUAUAACAGUUUAAUAAAAUAUAUCUGUGAAAGGACUCUGGUGUCACGUUGAUCCUCACUAGAGAUUAUUCACGACUGGAGCAACAAUAAACUGCAAUGAACAAAUAAAAAACAUCAUAAAUUAUAUUAUUAAAGGCUGAUAUCCAUCAUCCAUCCA